AAGAGGACAAACCACUCGCGUCGUCAUCAUCACCGUUCGCCUCAUUUUGUAUUCCGUCUCUCGUCCCCACUUCUCUCAAAAGAAUCUCCAACUCACACUCGUGAGCUGCACUGUAAUUACCGUAGCCCUUCGCUUUCCAUGGCUUUAAUGGGUUCCAUGUCUCGGCAGUCACUCGCCGUAGCCCCUCCGUUGCUGGUGUGUCUCCUAUGUGACAUCCCGCACUGAUCGCUUAACUAACCCCACGCCUCCAGAAUAUUUAACGCUCGUGUCAGUGAUGGAAAGAGAAAGGGGACGGGUGAGCUCCUGGGGGGGCGGGGAGAGAAGGGAAGCCGCCGGAAUGCUGCUGCCAUGUGCAGUUCGUCGCCCCCUUCUCCGGUGCAUCAUUCUAUCAGCCGUCUCCCUGUGGAUUCCAGCUGCUGCUCGGAACAAGGAACCAUAUGCCAUGCGCAUUAGCUGCGGAGCUCGAGACGACAUUAGUACUAAGCCUACCAAUACCUUAUGGUAUAGAGAUUUCGGUUAUACUGGUGGAAAGUUUGCAAAUGCAACAGUCCCUAGUUUCAUCGAGCCUCCACUGAAAACACUUCGCUACUUCCCCUUGUCUGAUGGGCUGCAGAAUUGUUAUAAAAUCAACAAUGUUCCUCGAGGACACUAUCAAGUAAGGCUGUUUUUUGCGCUAAUUGCAGACCCCAGUUUUGACAGUGAGCCUACUUUCGAUAUCUCCAUCGAUGGAACCCAAAUAUAUUCUUUGAAGUCUGGUUGGAGCAACAUUGAUGAGCAGUCGUUUGUUGAGGCAUUUGUAUUUGUUACUGAUAGCUCUUUCACCACUUGUUUCCAUAGCACUGGUCAUGGCGAUCCAUCCAUCCUUUCAAUUGAAAUCCUUCAAAUUGAUGACAAUGCAUAUUAUUUUGGACCACUCUGGGGUAAAGGAACAGUGCUUAGGACAGCCAAAAGAAUGACAUGCGGUUCUGGAAAGUCGGCGUUUGAUGAAGAUUAUGGUGGCAACCACUGGGGUGGGGACAGAUUCUGGUUAGGUGUUUCAUCUUUUCCGGACUCUGGUCAACCCACAUCAACUGAACAUAAUAUUAGCCAGACAUCGAUAUCGCCAAACUUCUACCCGGAGAAUCUUUAUCAGUCAGCAAUUGUUGGCGAUGACGACCAGCCUGAUUUAUCAUUCCAAAUGGAGGUGGAUCCAAACAAAAAAUAUUCUGUGUGGUUUCAUCUUUCUGAAAUUGAUUCCAAAAUAACUGGUGAAGGCCAAAGAGUUUUCGACAUAUUGCUAAAUGGUGAUAUUGCAUUUGAAAAUGUUGACAUUAUUCGAAAGACAGGAGGAAGUUAUGCAGCCCUUGUGCUGAAUUCUACUAUUGAGGCAAGUGGGAGGACCCUAACAAUUACUUUUCGAACUAAACCUGGAAGUCAUGCGAUCAUAAACGCAAUUGAGGUAUUUGAGGUUAUUGUAGCAGAGUCCAGAACUUUAGCAAAGGAAGUGAAAGCUUUGCAAAAUUUGAAGACCUCACUGGGACUUCCACGUCGUUUUGGUUGGAAUGGUGAUCCAUGUGUUCCUCAACAACAUCCUUGGAGUGGAGUUGAUUGCCACUUUGACCGCAAAAUUGUCAAAUGGGUUAUAGAUGGACUAGGUCUAGACAACCAGGGUUUAAAAGGUUUCUUGCCAAAUGACAUUGCUAAGCUGCAGCACUUGCAAAGCAUAAACUUUAGUGAUAACAGCCUAUAUGGGGGCAUUCCAUCCUCUCUUGGCACAAUUGCUGGAUUGCAAAUUUUGGACCUCUCCUACAACCAACUCAAUGGAUCAAUUCCUCAGAGCCUUGGCCGGUUGAUGAAAUUGCAAAUACUGAAUCUUAAUGGAAAUCUAUUAUCUGGAAGAGUUCCAGCAAACCUUGGAGGACGGCCACUUCACAGGGCUAGCUUCAAUUUUACAGGUAAUGCAGGUCUAUGCGGAAUUCCUGGAUUACCUACAUGUGGUCCCCAUCUCUCGGUUGCCGUGAAGAUUGGCAUUGCUUUUGGUGCCCUGUUUGCAUUGCUGCUAGUGGUCCUCUGUGUGCUGAUCUGGUGGAAAAGACGGGAGAACAUCCUUCGUGCCCGGAAGAUUGCAGCUGCGAGGGAAGCUCCAUAUGCCAAAGCCCGGACACAGUUUGGGCGUGAUGUUCAAAUGACGAAGCACUAUCGGCCACAUGAAGCUCGCAACAACGCCGAGAGUGGUUCCAACUUACUCUCCUGAAUCCUCAGGAUUGUGUCAUGUGCCAGUUCUUUGAACAUGUUAUUCUUUGUAUUACUUUUUCUCCCUUUUGGUUGGUUUGAUUAGGUUAAAGGUGUCAAUGUGAUGAUUAUGCUACUGCUACCUGUUUCCUUUCCCUCUCCUUAAGGAAUAGGAGGUUGUUGUCAUUGUCGUCGUUCUCGUAGUAGCCUGCUUCAGGUUUUGUUGUAGAAAUUAUAGAGAAAGAAUGUUGGUCAAGCAGAUUGUGAAUAACAAGUUUCAUCCUUCUUAUUUUGGUGGCUUGUGGUUCCACAAGAAGGCUAUUUUGUUUA
This is a messenger RNA of Musa acuminata AAA Group (dessert banana), 2541 nucleotides long. Its product is annotated as receptor-like protein 4. The record is from RefSeq and is a predicted model, not a curated record. The transcript is spliced from 9 exons. Bases 275 to 2233 code for a protein of 652 amino acids. NCBI's taxonomy places the organism in Eukaryota, Viridiplantae, Streptophyta, Magnoliopsida, Zingiberales, Musaceae. Gene Ontology annotation, molecular function: protein binding.